Molecule: messenger RNA, 4503 nt
Organism: Chenopodium quinoa (quinoa)
Lineage: Eukaryota; Viridiplantae; Streptophyta; Magnoliopsida; Caryophyllales; Amaranthaceae
Product: equilibrative nucleotide transporter 8-like
Exons: 2
Coding region: 184-1410 (408 amino acids)
Biological process (GO): nucleoside transmembrane transport
Cellular component (GO): plasma membrane
Molecular function (GO): nucleoside transmembrane transporter activity
Source: RefSeq, a predicted model, not a curated record
AUUUUGUGCUUUAUGCCAAUACUCGUGUCCAAUCCCUGUCCAACCUAAGACCUAGCAGUAUCAAACAUUAUUCCAUUAAUAUGCAUGAUAUAUACUAAACUGCUCAUAAGUUCAUCACUUUCACCUUCAAGCUAAGUCAAGAAAGUAACAUAAACAACUCAGAAUAGAAAAGAGAAAAAUAAGAUGGAAGCUAUGAAAAUUGCUGAAGUAGUGCAGACAAGUGAGCCAGUAAAGGACACAUACAAAAUAGCAUACAUCCUACAUUUCUUCCUAGGAGCCGGCAAUCUUCUUCCAUGGAACACGUUCAUCACAGCCAUUGAUUACUUCGCGUAUCUAUACCCAGCAAAGCACAUUGAAAGAGUCUUCUCAGUGGCUUACAUGACUUCCUCACUACUCGUCUUGUUACUGAUGAUAAAGGGCCAAGGAAGCACCAUGAGAAGCAAAGUUAGCUUUAGACUAAAAAUGAAUGUUGGCUUCUCCAUGUUUGUUCUGUCUUUAAUGGUAACUCCAACAAUCGAUUGGGCUAAAGGGUCGUCGUCCAUGAUGUGGAAGUCUGAUGGGAGCUUCAUCGCGACUGUGGCAUCUGUGGUGAUGUGUGGUUUAGCUGAUGGACUGAUCGGAGGAAGCUUGAUAGGUUCUGCAGGAAAGUUGCCCAAGGAGUAUAUGCAGGCAGUUUUUGCUGGAACUGCUUCCUCAGGGGUUCUAGUUUCUGUUUUGAGGGUCAUAACAAAGGCAUCGCUCCCUGAGAAUCCACGAGGUUUACAAACAAGUGCGCAUUUCUACUUCAUCGUGAGCGCCAUCAUCGUGGUGAUCUGCACAAUCUGCAGCAACCUGCUGUUCAGACUCCCAGUAAUGCAAGAGCAUUGCAACAAGCAACUAUCUCAACAACACAAUCACGAUCCUACAACUUAUAGGCCUGAACUUUCUGACAUUGCCAAGAAAAUCCUACAUCCCACAAUAGGAAUCCUAUCAAUUUAUGUUGUUACUCUAUCAAUUUUCCCUGGAUUCAUUUCAGAUGAUAAUCAUAAAUCUGACUUGCUUAAAGACUGGUACCCGAUUUUGGUUAUCAUGGUCUACAAUUUUUCAGACUUAGCCGGAAAAUCCCUCACUGCUUUAUUGAUUCCAAGCAACACAACUAGAGUGACAUGGGCGUGUUUGGCAAGAGUCGUGUUUUACCCUGCUUUCAGAGCAAAUCUUCAUGGACCUAGGUGGCUUAAGAGUGAAAUUUUUACAGUGUUGCUGACAUUUUUGCUUGGUAUAAGUAAUGGCUAUCUAACAAGUACCCUUAUGAUUCUAACUCCGAAAUCCGUGAGCUUGUUGGAGGCAGAAACUGCUGCUGUUGUCAUGGCCAUGGCUCUUGGUGUUGGCUUGGUUGUAGGCUCAAUUCUAGGUUGGCUCUGGAUCAUAUGAUAAAUGAUCUCUUCUUGUGUUGGCCCUAGAUCAUAUUAUAAUCUAUAAUAUGUAUCAGGUUUUUUGUACCAAAUUAUGCAUAUCUUGUCUUAAAUUGUUGUAGAAAUGAAGUUUUAUCAGCUUGUUACAUUUUCUUUAUCCUCAUUGUAGUAUAAUUCAUCAAUUAGUAAGAUUUACUAUCUCUAUUUUUUUUUAACUCACUUUUAUUUUAUUUCAUACCUAGCAAACUCCUUUUACAAUCUUAUGCUAUACUAUUUACACAUUUUCAUGAAAAUCCAUUACUUUAUGAACUUGUAACACAAAGUAUGAGAAAGGGAAAUGAAAAACAAAGAAGAAAAACUACUGCUCCAUUCAAUCCACUCUUCAUUAACAAACAUGAUACAUAAACAUGCCUUUAAUACGCUCUAAAGAUAUUGACAGUAGCUAAAAAUCAUAUAAUUAGAUAUUGCUAGAUUCAUUACCUCGCUAAGGGGGGGCGUUAGUAACGUACUAUAAAAUUACUUAAACUAGAAAUCAAGUUCCCACUAAUUUAAUUUGAAGCAUGACUUUUUCUGUUUCUAAAUAAAUGCAUCACUUUGACUUUUUUAAUAUUAAUAAUUACCAAACAACUAUUGUUAUGUAAAAUGUUUUACAUGAAAGGAAAAUAGCUUAUAAUAUACGAGUACUAUACAAAAUAAGGAAUACUUCAAAACACUUGGGAAGAGGGAUAUAAUGGUCUUCCCACAAGCACUAUACCAUUUCCAAGUAGAAUGUUGGAAUAGCUCCUACUGUGGUAUUCAUUAGCUUAAACAACCCAAACCCUGGAACCCAACUUGUUGAUCUCUGUUCCGAAACAAACCCCCCCCCCUCCUCGUGAGGCUACUCUUUGUUGGAUCCUUCACAAGCUCAAAGGCUCAAAAACCAGUGGCAGAUCUUGGCCAAAAAUAUUAGAGGGGCUGGAAUUUAAAUUUUUAACCUCUCACUCAAAACUAAUCACUAUGUUCUAAUAUUUUAUACUACCUCCAGAACAAAUUAUAUGCAACUUUGGAGCUCUCACGGAGCCCAAGACAAAAUUUCAUAAUAGUGAUUUAAUAGAUUAAAGAGUAUGUAAUUAAGGGCAGGAGAGAGAAUGGAGAUAAUUAACCACCACCACCAUCAACAACAGUCACCCCACUAGGCUACCACCAUAGCCUAACCGCAGCCUCGUCGGCACCACCUCCACUCACCCUGAACCACCGCAAAACCAACCCAAAACCACCUCCACUCACCCUGAAACCACCCAACUCAUCCAAAACCACCCCUGAACCAACCCGAAACCACCCCCACUCACCCCGAAACUCCAGAAAUCAUCUCCCAGUGAUCCCGAUACACCUCGAACCCACCCUUACUCACCCCAAACACCCUAAACACCCUGAACCCACACCACCACUCACCCGACCAACCAUCGUCGAACCCACCCCGAAAACUGCCUAAACUAGUCGAAUUAACUCGCUGAGCAGCUCGAUUUCUUGCUCAUCCUCACUCACUAAAACAGCGGCAUCGAGUGGGGUGAGAUCCGUCAUAUUCGGAGAAUAAGUUUCAAGAGAGAGGAGAGAGAAGGUGAAGGUAGGACGAUGCCGUACAACAAUGACAUGAGAGAGAAAGUGGAGUAGAGAAGGAAGAACGAAGAAGAAGUCAAUUUAGGGUUUUAAUCCCAGAAAAAUUUGGGGAAAUGUUGGCCCAGAUUGAUAUUUUUUUUUUUUAAAGCUGGGUGAUUGCUGAUUGGGGGAUUGAAUUAAUUUUGGUGGGACUACUUAAUUUAAUCUAGUUAGAUUAAGGGGGCGUUUGGUUUGCACAGGGUAAACGGAAUGGAAUGAACAAAGGGAAUGGAAUGAAAAUCCCUCAAAUGUAGUAUGUUGUUUGGCUGUAAAAACAAUGGGAAUCACUAGAUUCACCACCACCACACCCACACACCCUCACUUUCUUCACCGACGGAACCCUAACCCCCAUCCCUACCCCUCACAGACCUAACCCCUCCAACUACACGGUGGUUGACUUAUAAGGGUUUCUAGGGUCGAGGUGGCAUUUUUGAGGAGAGGGGGUGGCGUUUUCAAGGGCUAUGCGUGGGUGUGGGGAAGGUUUUCCAUGGAGGGAAGGUAGUUUCAAGGGGCGGUGAAGGGUUAGGGAGGGGCGGCGAGUUCCGGCGAAGGGUUAGGGAGGGGCGGUGACUGGUGCGACGUGGGGAUGGCCGGGAUUAGGGAAUUUUUUCGAGGGAGUUAGAGGCGAUGGCCGGCGAGGGGUGGGGGAGGGGAUGGCCGGCGAGGGUGGGGGAGGUGCGGCGAAGGGUAGGCGGUGGUGCGGUUUCCGGUGAUGUGGGUAGGUAGGAGGGUGGUGGUAUGGUGGUGUGCUGGUGGCCAAGGAAUGGAAUGGAAAUACCUUGGGGGGGUGAGGAAUGAACUUGGAGGGAUUUGGGGGAAUAAAGGGGGUAAAGGGAAUUGGAAAAGUGGCCUAACAAACAAGCACAAAGGAAAUGAUUCUCGUCGAUUCCCAUUCCCUUUGUUGAAUACCCCCAACCAAACGGCCCCUAAGUGUUUUAAUAACCUUAGUUUAGUUGUCUAACUAAGUUUUAAAGAAAUUUAGUAAGGGUAAAACAGUAAUUUCAUUUUUAAAAAUUUACUAAAAAUAAAAAGAAUGGGAAGGUUGCAUCUAAUGUGAAAUUUUCGUUUUUGGCAAAAGUUGCAUAUAAUAUGUUCCGGAGGUAGUAAGUAAAAUAAGGUUAUUUAUGUUCAUCAUCUAAUUAAUUACAAUAAUUUACCGAAUGGCCCCGGUGGAAGGUCCCCCUCUGCUCAAAACCAUCUUUAGAGCCACCCAACCAAUCCGGUUUUAUAUGUGCUUCUACACUCUACCCAUUAGUGAUCAUUGCACUAACGGAAGAAAAAUAUUUUCUAUCCUUUUGCCACUCUUAUUUUUUCUGUUGGGCCGAUCACUUGAUUAGAUCAUGAGCCAUCUUAUCAAUUUUAACCCCAACUGACAUUACGGGGGUUCUUAUCUAACACAAUAGCAAGUGGAAAGAUCAAGCAGCAAGGGAGAAUAAGGUUAAACCUACAUAACAUAACUGCAGAAAGUAUGUCGAAA